AUGAAUGCCAGAAUGUACUCCUUCAUGGUGGGCGUCUUCUCUGUCCUCAACACCAUCCAAUUCCUCAUCUUUGACCUGAACCAGAUUACGUUCUUUGGCUACGAGGAAGACCGGUUCAACAUCUACACAGAAGUCAAGCCCGGGCUAGUCUUCUGGCUCAUGGCUAGGAGGGAGAAGAUCAGCACCUGCCUCUCCAUUAUCACCAUCAUGGUCAGCUGCCUCCUGCUCUAUUGCAUCCACAUGAACAUCUACCUGGGGCUGAUGAUCUAUGCCAUGUGGAUUUUCACCUAUGAGAUCAUCAGCUUCUCCAUGGUCCUGCUCAUCAACAGGACCACCAAAGAACAAUUCAAGGAGCUGAGUUACCUGAACUUGAUCUUCCAAAUCUCCCGCAUGAUCCUGCACUUCUGCAGUCUACCCUACAUUGCUAAGCAUGCAUACUGUCUUUACAAGGAUCGUAAGAUUGCAGGCAAGCCAGUCAGCCACAGGCGCGCCUCCGUCAGUACCGUCGACUCGUGGUCCCCAGUCGGGCUGGGAACAUUGUACCGCAAGCCCAACUGAACCAUGCCAGGAAGGAGAGAGAGAGAGGGCAGCAGUCCCCGACCACGGGGACCUCCUUUCCCUGCUGGUCUUCUGUUGAUGAUGCUUGCCUUUUCGAGUUCUUGAGUUUUCUGCACAGAGGAG
Molecule: messenger RNA, 681 nt
Organism: Choloepus didactylus (southern two-toed sloth)
Lineage: Eukaryota; Metazoa; Chordata; Mammalia; Pilosa; Megalonychidae
Product: transmembrane protein 217-like
Exons: 1
Coding region: 1-558 (185 amino acids)
Source: RefSeq, a predicted model, not a curated record